AUGCGGUUGGCGGGGGCAGCGCUGCUGCUGUGCGCCGCGGCGGCGGCCGGGGCACCGGGACCCGCACCGGUACCGGGACCCGCAGCGGGGCGAGCCGGGGCCGAGCGGCGGGCGGCGGGCAAGGAGCGUCGGGCUCAGUUCGCCUCCUGGGACGAGGUGAACGUGAUCGCCCACGGGCUGCUGCAGCUCGGGCACGGCCUGAAGGAACACGUGGACCGCACCAAGGGGCAGAUGCGGGAGCUCGGCAGCCGCCUCAGCGCCCACAACACCUCCCUGGGGCGGCUGCUGCGGCAGGCGCGGGAGGCGCAGGAGCGGGGACAGCGGCUGCGGGACAGCGUGCGGGAGCUGGAGGGCCGCGGCCGGCAGCUCCUCAACCUCUCCGAGGCUCUGCAGCAGCGCCUGGAGGAGGUGGCGGCCGACAAAGCCGAGAUCCAGGGCCGGCUGGAGCAGCUGGAGGGCCGUGUCCGGCAGGCGCUGCAGGCGAGGCCGGCCGGGAACCAGAGCUCCAGGGACCUGGGAACGCUGCAGUCUCUAAUGGAUGCCCAGAACCUGCGAAUCGAGGAGCUCUUGCAGAAGAUCAAGCAGCAGCAGUACAAGCUGGACAAGCAGAACCUACAGAUAAAAAGCCUGCAGAGCAAGGUCAAUCUACUCAUCCCCUUACACCUGAAGGACAACAAAACACAGUCUCCAAAAUGGAAGAUAAACCUGAAGAAGAGCUUCAGCCACACCAACCAGAGCCAGAAUGCCAGUGAGGAGUCCGUGGUGAUGCAAAAGCUCCCAGAGGAUUGCCACCAGCUCUUCCUGGCCGGGCAGCAAAGCAGUGGUGUUUUCCAGGUGCAGCCUGCAGGGUCCCAGCCCUUCAAAGUCUACUGUGACAUGAGCACAGAAGGUGGCUGGACAGUGAUCCAGAGACGCAGAGAUGGCUCUGUGGACUUCGACCAGCUCUGGGAUGCCUACAAGAAUGGCUUUGGAGACCUUCAGGGUGACUUCUGGCUGGGUCUAGAGAAGAUACAUCACCUCGUCCAAGAGGGAAGAUAUGAUCUCCUGAUCGAACUGGAAGACUGGGAAGGAAAUUCCCAGGUGGUUCAGUUUGUCUUCAGCCUUGGUGGUGAGAGCACAGCCUACACACUCAGCCUGCUGGGACCUCUGUCUGGAGAGCUGGAAAAUGCCAUUGGGGACUUCAGGCAGCUCCCCUUCUCCACUCGGGAUCGUGACCACGACCUCAAAGCUGACACAAACUGUGCCAAACACCUCUCAGGUGGCUGGUGGUUCAGCACCUGCGGCCACGCCAACCUCAACGGGAAGUAUUUCCGCUCCAUCCCCCGCCAGAGGCAUGAGCGUAAGCAGGGAAUCUUCUGGAAGACAUGGAAAGGCAGGUACUACCCCCUGAAGUCAACCACCAUGAAAAUCCAACCUGCAGCAGUGGAAAGGGAGCGUUAAAGCUGUCACUGGAGACUCGAACUUCCCCGUGGAGCUCAGACCCGAGGUGCUCCGUCACUUGGUGUUUACAGAAAACGAACCCAACCUCCCCAGGAAGCCCUCUGAGGAGUGGUCCUCUUGGUUAGCAGCCCUUGAGUGGCAUGACCCAACUCCUGGCAAGAAGUCGAAGAGCUCCGUGUUGCUGACAGCCCUGGAUGGGAGCUCCCAAAGCAGAAGAGGAGCCCCCAGCAGGGAUGCUCCACCUCCAAGGGGCUUCCAACCUGCCACUUGCUGCUGUGCCACGUUCUGAGUUGUCUGGUGCUUUCUGUCCUGUCUGAAGACUUUUGUGAUGGUUUUGGUGAGCUGGGGCUGAGGGAAGGGGAGCACGUGAAGUCUUUUACUUCCCUGGACCCAAGGGUUGGGUGUGGAGCCUUGCUGUGUCCUGCUGUUCCCAGGUGAUGUCCUGUGUCCCUUCCUGUGAAACCCCCAGAGCAUCCUCCCCCCCACAAGUGCCCUGGGGACAUCAACCUUGGGCAGAUCCAUCUGCACAAUCCCUGCUCCAGGGUCUCCAUCCCACUGGGAAGCUGUGGUGGGAAUGCUAAAGGACACCCUGUGCAGAAGGGGACCUCGUGGUCCCUUCUGGCUUUGGAGCACUGUGUUUCUGGCUGUGCUGGAAUUUGCUGGGAGCUGAGAAACCAUUUCCACCUCCAGGAUGUGCUGGGAGGGGGGGGUCCUGCAGCCAUUUGCAGGGGGGAACAGAUCCUGGAGGGGGGAUGAGUCUUAAACUCUGCCUGGAGCCUGCAAGUGCGGCUGAGGGUGGUUAGGAUGGUCACUUAGGGACUGCACAAGGACAAAAGCAGUGUCCCUGGGCAGAACCUGGAGGCUGACACCUCUGUUUUAGGGUGAAUAGCAGCAUAUGAGGUGCAUGCCCCCAAACUCCCUCUAAAGGGCCAGGGCACAGCAGGAUUUCUCUGCAAGAGCCUCACCAGCUUUGUGGGGUGUGUAACCUAAGGUACAGCACUGCCUCUGCCUUUGGGGUGUGUGUCUGGUGGGCAAAGCAGGUCCCCAAAAACUCUUGUGAACCAAGCUGCCAUCUUGGGGCUUCCCAAGCAUCCCACCCUAUUGAAGUCAUAUUGACUCCUGGGCUAGAGCUCCUAGCUGCUAAAUAUUGUAAAUAGUCAUUUGUAGGAUGCUGGACCUUGUUGAUGACUUUUUUCCUGUUUUAAUUUGUUUCCAUAUUUAAAUGCAGUGUUAAUAACAAUGUGCUGUAAUUUAUAAAUGUUGAUGCUGGGGGGAAAGGAAAAAAA
Messenger RNA from Calypte anna (Anna's hummingbird), 2726 nucleotides. RefSeq names its product angiopoietin like 4 (gene ANGPTL4). The coding region runs from base 1 to 1440 and encodes 479 amino acids. Gene Ontology annotation, biological process: triglyceride homeostasis. The record is from RefSeq and is a predicted model, not a curated record. The transcript is spliced from 7 exons. Gene Ontology annotation, molecular function: enzyme inhibitor activity. NCBI's taxonomy places the organism in Eukaryota, Metazoa, Chordata, Aves, Apodiformes, Trochilidae.